AUGUUUGGGGGGCCAAACCAUGUUCUCAUCGCCGCGGUGGCUCUCCUGUCCAUGGGCCACGUGUCCAGCCAGUGUAUCACAGCGCGCUACGUGUGGUGGUACCCGUGUGGAUAUCACACCGAUCCACAAACGUGUGGUGACGCUCUACUAGUUUUCAACAUCCAUAAGGAGGCCAACGUGAUGUGUGUCGUCGAACCCGAUCGUGACAGCCGAUUUCACGGGACCGAUCGUGACCAGGGGUCUUGCCAAGAGCACGUACAACGACGCUUGUGGGGGGACGUAUCCGAUGAUCAAUUGACCCUAACGUUCAACAUGGGCGAAGUUGAUCAAGGAUACGAUGCGCCCGACAGUUUCUAUUACUGGAGUUUUGAACUUUAUCUUGACAACUGCGACACCUCCUACACCUGGGACGACAACUUUGUCCAGCUGUCCUACGUUGACGAAGAGCAAAACACCACCGACCUGUCCGCAUUUGAGGAUGCUGACUACAUCGAUGAAGCGGACACCGGGAUAUGCCCAACUCCUAGCCCGACCACGCCAGUGCCUGUCACCGACGCCAACCCUGCCCCCCCUCCCAGUCCCACGGCAGACGGCUCUGGCCCUCUUGCCCUUGGGUGCUACGAGGACGACCGCCAAAAUCGGAUCAUGGAUGACCUCGCUCUUUCCGACUACACCAUGACAACCGAGGUGAUUUGAGCGUUUAUUCCACUCCCUGCAUCGAAAUACGGAGAUUUGGUUCCUUGGAGAAUGGAGUACGUAGACAACACCCAGAGGUACCAGCAGGCGCAAAACAUAUUCCUGACAAUUUGGCAUGCUUGGUAGGGAUUUCUUCAAGAAAGACGCCCAACAUGCGGUGACCUUGCCGAGACUCGUACCCCGGAAACUGAUCUUGAUGGUCAGUGCAACGCAUUACUUACUCUCGGGUGAUGUCACCGCAAACUAUAUGUAGUUGAUCUGUACAGUUUACACUCCUCAGCUCUUAUAUCGAAGUUUGCCGUUGUUGGCCAUACCUCAUAAAUCCUACACAACCACAAGCGUCCUGUGUCCACGAAUUGCAUUCAUGCAUACCCCUGCAGGAGCCCCCCAGACCUUCGGUGGAGUGUGGACUUGCACUGGCACGCCGACUCUAUGAAUGGAUUCGGCUGUAGCUCGCGGCGUUGGGUGGUUGCGACUUUUGUACUGGAUGGCCAAGAGAAGAAUGUUCCCAGCUCCAUGUGUGCUCUUACAUGAACGUUCAUCAAUAUGUUUUGUUCCAUGGUUACCGGAACCUGGACAAAUGCCGGCAAGUUCGAAACUACCCAGCCACUGUUCUCUCUCCAUUCUGUUCAUCGACACCUUUGGUUCGGUGUGUGCUCCCAUCGCCUCUUCUCGCUUUCGUGGUUCUGACAUCAGCUGUGCGAGCAAACUUGCCUCGGAAACACCUACUUCGCCACCCAGUACGGGCGAGAGGUAAGUUCAAGUAGCUGAACAAGUAGCCUUUACGAUCACAGUACUUCGUAAUAUCCAACUCGUAUCAUCUGUCGUGAUCGCGGUGUCAUUGUCGGGAUCAUUUUAGUGGUGUUGCAUUCCGCUUAACGUUCUGUGGCCUCGGCAGGAAUAAUCAAUUGGCGGGUUUGGUCAUGGUAUAUGAAGGAGAGGUGCUGACAUGCGAUCGCGAAUACGUUUGUUCAGAACGUCAUAUUUUCGUUAUAUCAUCCACCCUAUCGAACAGGAAUCAUCCUUUGCUCUGGCUUUUCGUAGACAGAACGCCCCCAAAGAAUGUUUCUCUAAUCCGAAACUGAAAUUCCUAUGCAUACGAGGUUAGAAUUCCUUUGGUUGUCGUCGGACCACCGGUAUGGCCGAGCUUUCCUCGCUUCGACCAUACAUCCUGUCUGUCUGUCUCUCUGUUCGUGUUGCCAAUACCUAAAAACGAACACAAACGGUGCUGGUGUGGUUCGGCU
Molecule: messenger RNA, 1940 nt
Organism: Ectocarpus sp. CCAP 1310/34
Lineage: Eukaryota; Phaeophyceae; Ectocarpales; Ectocarpaceae
Source: the annotation of a GenBank genome assembly